AUGGCAACCUCAGUCGUUCUUCCGCCAAACCAAGGAGUUGUUCCUGGGUCCGUGGAUAUUCCCAUUGCAUUAUGGCCGGUAACCGCCAAAGACGAAAGUGUGGACGCCUCUGCAGUAUCUUCCCAGAUUAUAAAUUCUUUAAAUAGUUCCCUCGCGGCACGAGAUUAUAAGGCCCUUGCCAAUCUCUUUGUCGAGGAGAAUGGCUACUGGCGAGAUCAUCUUGGGAUGACCUGGGAUCUCCGCACAUUAAAAGGAAGAGAUAAGAUUAUUUCUUUCCUAGAGAAAGGCCACCACCUGAUAAGCGUUGAACCCGACCGAGAAUAUCCGUUCAAAAACCCUGGACCGGAGAUAACUACCUUCCGAGGCGAUGGGUCCGUUCAUGGAAUCCAAGUUUACCUACGAAGCGUCUCCGAACAUGGAAUCGGACCUGGUCUUGUCCGCCUGAUCAAAGUCAACAACGAAUGGAAAAUUUGGACACUCUUCACCUCACUACAAAAGCUCAAUGCUCACCCAGAGCCAGUCGGCCAUUUAAGACCAGUCGGUGUCCAGCAUGGCGCACAAGCCGAUAGGAAAAAUUGGCUUGAUAGAAGGGAGGAAGAGUUUAAUUUCGUGAACGGUGACCCUGAAGUUCUCGUCAUUGGUUGUGGACAAGCCGGACUUUCAAUACAGGCUCGAUUGAAGAUGCUCGGAGUUCCUACGCUCGCCAUUGACGUGUGUGACAACAUCGGCGACAACUGGAGGGGGCGUUACCACCAACUCGUCCUACACGACGCCGUGUGGUACGAUCACCUCCCUUACUUAAAAUUCCCAGAAUUUUGGCCCAUUUUUACCCCUAAGGAUAAACUAGCCGGAUUCUUGAAAUCGUAUGCUGAAAUGCUCGAGCUCAACGUGUGGAAUAACACGAGCCUCGAGUACAGCUCGUGGGAUGACAAGAAAAAGCAAUGGACCGCAGUUCUUAAGCGGGGCAAGAAGGACGGGAGCGUCGAAGUUCGCGUAAUGCACCCCAAGCAUAUCGUCCAGUGUACUGGCCAUUCCGGAAAGAAGAACUAUCCGAAUUUCAAAGGCCAGGAAAACUUCAAGGGCGACGUGCUCUGUCAUUCUUCCGAAUUCCGAGGUGCUAAGAAGAACGGCAAAGGGAAGAAAGCAGUCGUGAUCGGUGCCUGCAACUCGGCGAUGGACAUCUCUCAAGAUUACUACGAAAAAGGGUGGGAUGUGACUAUGGUCCAGCGAUCGUCAACAACGGUCAUGAGCAGCAAGGCCGUGAUGGAUCUAUUGCUUUUCCCCGCAUAUCGCGAGGGCGGAAUGCCAACCGAGGAAGCGGACUUGCUUACAUGGGCCAGGCCGGGUGAGGUUUAUAAGGCAUUCCAAGCCGACCAGAACGAGCGCCAACAAAUCCAAGACAAGGACAUCCUCGAAGGACUUAAUAAGGCUGGAUUCAGGACCGACAGAGGUCCAAUGAACGCCGGCCUAUGGACCAAGUAUCUCCAACGUGGUGGUGGAUAUUACAUCGACGUCGGUACUUCGCAACUCAUCAUCGACGGCCAAGUGAAGGUUAAGCAUGGCGUCGGGAUAAGCGAGAUUCUUCCACACGGCGUGAAGCUGGAAGACGGGACGGAGCUAGAAGCAGAUGAGAUCGUCUGCGCAACGGGCUACCAGAACAUGAAGACGGCCACGGAGGCCAUAUUCGGAGAGGAGGUCGCGAGCAAAGUCAAGUCAAAUGUAUGGGGCUACGACGAGGAGGGAGAGACAAAGGUGAUGUGGCGGCAAAGUGGCCAUCCUGGCCUCUGGCUUCACGGAGGCAACCUGGCCAUGUGCCGGUACUUCUCUCGAGUCGUCGCUCUUCAGAUAAAGGCGCAGUUGGAGGGGCUGUCCAAGAUAUCCGACCUAUAG
This is a messenger RNA of Annulohypoxylon truncatum, 1890 nucleotides long. Its product is annotated as FAD/NAD(P)-binding domain-containing protein. The transcript is spliced from 2 exons. The record is from RefSeq and is a predicted model, not a curated record. The coding region runs from base 1 to 1890 and encodes 629 amino acids. Lineage: Eukaryota; Fungi; Ascomycota; Sordariomycetes; Xylariales; Hypoxylaceae. Gene Ontology annotation, molecular function: N,N-dimethylaniline monooxygenase activity; NADP binding; flavin adenine dinucleotide binding.